Messenger RNA from Corticium candelabrum, 4257 nucleotides. RefSeq lists its product as uncharacterized. Lineage: Eukaryota; Metazoa; Porifera; Homoscleromorpha; Homosclerophorida; Plakinidae. Gene Ontology annotation, biological process: protein phosphorylation. The record is from RefSeq and is a predicted model, not a curated record. The transcript has 4 exons. Bases 193 to 4257 code for a protein of 1354 amino acids. Gene Ontology annotation, molecular function: protein serine/threonine kinase activity; ATP binding; protein binding.
UUCACACCACAUGCAAAUAGCCUGACCUGCCAUGCCUGACACUUCGAGGUGACAAAGAUCACCUGUUAGCGUCUGUCUCUAAUCAGGUGACGGUACCGUGACCGUUCAUCUCAUUCGUUCGACUUUCUUCCCGUCGCACAGCGUCACUUCAAUCUCGCUUUAUUCGUGUGCGGGCGGCUGUUUCUUCUCAACAUGGUCGACUUCGAAAUCCGCGACGAGAUCAUUCUGCACAAUGAGUUGGGGAGAGGAAGCUACGGCAGGGUGUGUGUUGGCGACUGGAAAGGGACGCCUGUUGCUGUCAAAAUGAUCAACGGUGACGGUCAACUAGUUGCCGACGUUUUCACGAGAUUUUUGCAGAAUUUCGUCGAGGAAUGGAAGACACUGAAAUCGCUUCGUCAUCCGAAUGUUCUUCAGUUUUAUGGUGUUUGCAGCCCUGAUAGCGACCAUCCCAAGAUGGUGAUGGAGCUGAUGCAUCAGAGUCUGGAUCAUCGCCUGCGCGACGGCGCGCCUCUCACACACGUUGCUCGCCUGUACGUUCUGCGAUCAAUCGUUUGUGGAUUACGGUACAUGCACGAAUUGCCUGAUCCGGUUGUCCAUCGGGAUUUGUCGAGCAAGAACAUUCUUCUGUCACGUGACGCGUCGCAUGUGAAGAUUGCCGAUUUGGGAGUCGCUAAAGCACUCGAAGACUUGCAGUCGAUGACAGGAACGGUCACGCCCGGAACGGAGUUGUACACACCUCCUGAGGUGAGAUGCGGUGGUGCGACGCGACCGAGUCUCGACAUCUUCUCGUUUGGAGUCAUCGCGAUCGAGACGCUUACCGGACGGUCUCCCUCCCCGUUGCCUCUUCUUGUUGCCGUCCGCGGCCACCCCGGUCAGUUCCGGACUCUUCCCGAGGUCGAGAGGCGUCGGGAGGAUCUCGACCAUCUUCCACGGGCUCAUCCAUUGCGAGCCGUAAUUUGUCAAUGUCUCGAUGAGGCAACCAGGAGGCCGACUGCCAGCCAAGUACUAAAGACGUUCAAUCUGCCUGGUAAGUAUGAUCUCAAGCAUGCUCGCCCAUCGAGCGAGGACGCAUACAUCCUGGUAAGAGAGUAUGGUGGCAUAAUGGGUGUCGACGUUACGGCAUUGCAAAAUCGGCGCCAGUCGAAGGUUUUUGAAGUCGACACGACUCGGAAGAUGGAGCAGCUCGAGUUGGAGGUGGAGCGCGAGAGGAACGCGUCGGCGGCGGCCGUCAUGCGGGUCUCUCUUCAGGGAACGCUGAGAAACUUGUCUUACCGGAGCCAGAUGGCGGGGAUAUGCAAACCGGUCGUAUUCCUUCAAAAGGAGAAUAAGCAAGAAUUUAACGUGUGGAAAUCUGUUCCGGGGCUGCCGGCCCCGCAAAAAGCACCCCCGAUGACCAUCUUCAACGAUCACCUCGUCGUCGCCGAGAGCCAGUCGGAGUCGCUCCAUUUCAUCGAUCUUAAAACGUGGGGCGUGACGAAAACCGCCAAGUACUGGAACACGCACAUGAAUUUCCAGGCGCUGAUCACCCACUGCGACCAUCUCUUCGCCGUCAUGUGGAACAAACUCACAUGGCGCUACAGAGUCGAGGAAUACACGACGGACCAGAACACGUGGUCGCCCGUCGCCGACAUGCCCGACGAGCUAGAAGUGAGCAACGCGACGAUAGCGUCGACACACGACAAGCUGUUCAUCCUUGGCGGCACCACGCGAAACAACGACGCGAUCAACAACUCGUGGGUGUACGACUUCAACGAGGGCCAGUGGGACGUACUGCCGAGCAUGCCGACACGUCGCUCCGCAGUCUCGUGCGUCGUGACGGACGAGCAGCUGUGCGUCGGCGGCGGCGUCCUGCCUGACGGUACCGCAUGCAACGAUUUCUGCGUCAUGUCGUUAGAGUCUCGUCAGUGGCACACGUUUUCGAGCACGACGAAUUAUGCUUGUAGUCUGGGGACGAUUCAGGGGUUGCCGAUUGCUGCCGGUGGUCGUAGCGACAAAAGGAAGAAGAAGACGGUUAGCAGUCACGUGGAGCUGUAUGAUUAUCACGUGGGAGCGUGGCUACCGCUUCCUCCGUUACCGACGGCGAGAUGGCAGCCGAGUUUGUGUACAAGCGACGUUGAUGUGAUGAUUGUGGCCGGUGGGGCGUCGAAGAAGGGCGAUCAUAGUGCAAUUGAGAUACUAGACUCUGCGAAUCGUCGGCGUCUGCCAGUCUGCGUCGAGAUCGCGACGAGUAUGGUCGAUUUUACUAUCAAAGAUCCAAUUGAAGUCCUCGAGGUGAUUGGGCAGGGAACGUAUGGCAAGGUAUAUCACGGUCGAUGGAAGGGUUCUGCUGUUGCCAUCAGGGUGGGUGACUACGAUAAACGGCUGUCUCAGUCACUCUCUCGGAGCUUCGAUCAGACCCUCGUUAGGGAUCUGACCGCCAAUAGGUGGUUGUCUCAUCCGAAUCUCCUGCAGUACUUUGGCAUUGCCGAGUUCGACGGUCAUCCUAUCGUCAUCAUGGAGCUUAUGUACGAGAGUCUCGAUCACCGCCUCCGUAACGGUCCGACCCUCCCGUCGAUGGCGCGCCUCUUCAUUGCACGGAGUGUUGCCUGCGGUCUCCGCUAUCUACACGAACUGCCGUUGCCCAUCAUUCACCGUUAUCUCUCCAGCCGAGCCGUCAUGCUAUCGCGCGACUGUCCGCAGGUUAAGAUCGCUGACGUCGGCAGUGGCGGAGCCGUCGACAUUUAUCUGUCAGAAGGACGGACCAUCCAGCAUUCGGCGAGACACUACAUGCCACCUGAAAGCGUAGGGGGAGGAAGAGACAACAAUAGUCAUGCAAGUUUUGAUAUGUUUUCUUACGGUGUUCUCGCUAUUGAGACCAUUUCCGGUCGGACCCCGUCACCAUCGCCUCUGCUCGCACCCAAGCGAGGAUGCCCUGGCCAAUUUGUCGUCGUUAACGAGCUUGAACGGCGACGGGACGACACUUUUCUGCUUCCGCACGACUAUCCACUUAGAUCAAUUUUCUUGCAGUGCCUGAAAGAGCCACCGCAACGACCGACCGCCGCCAGGAUUUUGGACAGUUUCCGUUUGAUGAAUCGUCAUCAGUCGCAGCAGCGAACUGAUGCUAUUGACACUGAAAUCUUGCGUAAGUCGUCGUCUGGUGGAGACGUGGGUGGUACGUCGUCUGUCUCUUGCGCUACUCCUAUUGUCUCCCACCUUCGUCGAUUUGAAAUUUUGCAUAAAAUUGAGGCUCUGGAGCAGAGGCUGAAUAAGCAGGAAGAGUGUAAAGGGAGGCAAAUUGUGAUGACGUCUCGAAGGCUUUCUCUUAAAAUUUUGUCUUGCCACUUUCAAAUGUUGUCAGCAAAACAUACUAUUCAGAAAUGUGCUGAGAAAUUGAAGAAGCAGGUUAGUGUUUGGCAUGUGGCACCUAGGCUGUCAAUCCUAGGCAAGAACCUUCCAGUUGCAACAUUUCAAAAGGAACUUGUCACCUGCUCUUGUAAUUCUGGAUUGAUAAAUUUUCAGUUCAUCGACAUUACCAGUUGGAGUGUGAACCGUGUUGUGAAAUACACAGCCAACCAACUGGAGUGUCACAGCUGCAUUGCAUUUGAAGAUAGACUUUUUGCUGUGAUGUGGAAUACAACGACAUGGAAAUAUCGAGUCACCGAAUAUAAUCCAAAUGACAACUUGUGGUCAAGCACGAAGCAAAUUGACACUAAAAACGAGGUAAGCGAAGUGUCUGUUGUGUGUCACGAGGGUCAAGUCUUUUUGGUCGGUGGUAUCGAUCGAAGGAAACAAACAAUCUCAUGUGUGUGGAGAUACGAUAUUGCAUCUUGUGUUUGUGAGUCUAUGCCUGACAUGCCAACUGCUCGCUACUCUUGUUCUUGUACUAUUGUGGAUGGUUCUCUGUGUGUAGCUGGAGGAAGACUUCACAAUGGUCGUGCCAGCAAUCAGUUUGAUAUCAUGAAUUUGCACAGUCGAGAGUGGCAGAAGCUCCCGCCAACUGGCAAUAACAAUCCCAGUCUAGGACAAGUAGGAAAAAUGCCUUUGGCAGUUGGUGGUCGCAAAAACAAACACAAACUGUCAAAUGAUGUGGAAGUAUAUGAUGUUGUUCUGCAACAGUGGCUGCCAUUGCCAUCCAUAGGUGUACCAAGAGAAGGUUCAACAAUCUUCGAACUUGAACAGGGAAUGGUUGUUGUUGUUGGUGGAUGUGCCAAUGAGAAAGUAAACACAGCAGAAGUUAUGAACCUCCGUGAUCUGAUUGAAACUGAUAGUGUAGGUUAA